Molecule: messenger RNA, 3028 nt
Organism: Nicotiana attenuata
Lineage: Eukaryota; Viridiplantae; Streptophyta; Magnoliopsida; Solanales; Solanaceae
Product: two-component response regulator ARR12-like
Exons: 6
Coding region: 762-2807 (681 amino acids)
Biological process (GO): phosphorelay signal transduction system; cytokinin-activated signaling pathway
Molecular function (GO): DNA-binding transcription factor activity; DNA binding
Source: RefSeq, a predicted model, not a curated record
AGAGUAUAGGGGGUGGGUGCAUAGGAAAAAAGUAAAAGACAAACACAAACAGAAGAAGAAGAAGAAAAAGUAUAGUGGAGGAGAGAGAGAAAUGUGAUGACUAGAAAAUUUCUAUGAUUUGUUGUAUUUGUUGGGUUGAAACCAAUCACUCUGUUCUGGCCAUUACCCCAUCAUUGUCCACACGUACAGCUUUUUUUACUUACUACUACUACUACCAUUUCAUAAGUCUCAAUCUUGUCUAAAUUGGUCUCUUCUUCACUUUCUUGGAUUUAUUUAGGUAAUUGGGUUUUCUGGGGUUUUGAUAAAAAUUCAAGAAAGUCACUUUUUUUUGUUGUUCUAGUAGUAAAGUUUUGAACUUUUCUUGUUUCUUCAACUUCUUGGAUUUAUUCAGGCAAUUGGGAUUUGUGGGGUUUUGGUAAAAAUCAAGAAAGUAACCUUUUUUUUAUUGUUCUAGUAGUAAAGUUUUGAACUUUUUUUGCUUCUUCAACUUCUUGGAUUUAUUCAGGCAAUUGGGAUUUGUGGGGUUUUGGUAAAAAAUCAAGAAAGUAACCUUUUUUUUUAUUGUUCUAGUAGUAAUGUUUUGAACUUUUGUUGCUUCUUCACUUCUUAGAUUUAUUCAGGCAAUUUGGUUUUGUGGGAUUUUGAUAAAAAUUCCAGAAAGUAACUCUUUUUGUUUUGUUGGAGAUUGUGGUAAAGUUUUGAACUUUUUUGGUGCAAGAAUCUUGUUUUGGGUCCAAUCUUGUUGUGUGUGGUUCAAGAAAAUGACUGUGGAAGAAAUUAGAGGAAAUAGUAAGGGUGGUGAAAAGGGAAAUUAUCAAAAUUAUGAUAAUUUUCCAAUUGGUAUGAGGGUUCUUGCUGUUGAUGAUGAUCCUAUUUGUUUGAAGCUUUUGGAUGGUUUGCUCAGGAAAUGCCAGUAUCAUGUAACUACCACAAGUCAGGCAAGAAUGGCAUUGAAGAUGUUGAGGGAGAACAGAGAUAGAUUUGAUUUGGUAAUCAGUGAUGUUCACAUGCCUGAUAUGGAUGGCUUUAAACUUCUUGAACUUGUCGGUCUUGAGAUGGAUCUUCCAGUCAUAAUGUUGUCCGCAAACAGCGAUACCAAACUUGUAAUGAAGGGAAUUAGUCAUGGUGCUUGUGACUAUUUGGUGAAACCUGUGCGGCUCGAGGAGCUGAGGAAUGUAUGGCAACAUGUAAUCCGAAGAAAGAAGGUUGAACCUAAGAGCCGGAGCAAGUCUAACGAUCAUGACAAAUCUUAUCCGGGAAGUGGAGAAGGUGGUCGAGGGCAAUCACCGACAGGUAAUGCAGAUCAAAACGGAAAACUUAACAAGAAAAGGAAGGAUGAAGAAGAUGAGAUUGAUGAAAAUGGAACUGAUAAUGAAGAUACAGCAAAUCAGAAGAAAGCUCGUGUCGUUUGGUCCAUAGAGCUUCACAGGAAGUUUGUUGCAGCUGUUAAUCAGUUGGGCAUCGAAAAAGCUGUCCCAAAGAGGAUUCUUGACCUAAUGAAUGUUGAUGGGCUGACUAGGGAAAAUGUUGCAAGCCAUCUCCAGAAGUAUAGGCUUUACUUGAAAAGGAUAAGUUCAGUAGCAACCCAGCAAGCCAACAUGGUUGCCGCAUUAGGGGGCAAAGAUUAUAUGCGAAUGGGCUCACUGGAUGGACUUGGAGAUUUUCGAACAUUAGCUGGAUCAGGACGGUAUGCUCAUCCUACGUUGUCGUCGUACACUUCAGGGGGCAUGCUUGGCAGGCUAAAUAGUGCUGCUGGUCUGAGUGUUCGCAAUCUGGCCACACCUCAGCUACUCCAACCUAGUCAUGGUCAAAGUUUGAACAACUCCGUUAACGCUUUCGCAAAAUUGAAUCCGAAUAUUCUACCUGCUAGCCAGAAUGCUAGUUUAUUUCACGGAAUUCCUGCAUCGUUGGAGCUUGAUCAAUUGCAACAGAAUAAGUCCUCGGUACAUAUUCCUUUGGAUGAGUCGAGACUGCUUACAACUGAUGUACUUGGUUGCACAAAUAACUCCUUAUCCAAUGUUUCGAAUAAUCAUAUGAUACUACAAGGGAACUCUAUCAACAUGACUCCAUUUAGCUCGGACUCCUUCAAUACCGGUGUUAACGGUUCUUCCAAUUUUCUAGACCAAGGUAGAUGUAACGAGAACUGGCAAAAUUCGGUUCAGUUAUCGAAGUUCCAGUCGAGUUCUUUCCCAUUGACCGAAGCCUUCCUUAAUAGCCAUUUGCCUCAAAGUAGUGUUAGAGAUGAUAAUUCUUCAGCUGCGCCGCCUCAUUUGCUGAGCAGGUCUCUUGAUUUUGCUUCCACCACCACAGUUUCGCCUUCUUUUGAAGAUUCAAGGGGAAAAAUCCAAUUUCGUGAUGGUACGGCUGGCGCUGUUCAGAGUAUGAACCAAGCACCGUCUCAAGCAUGGGCUGACAAUAAACAACGUUAUUCCAACAACUCAAAUAAUACUUUCGGCAACUUAAGCUCCCAGGUUCCCAUCAAUGGUGGUAACAUGGCUUCUUUAAGCCAUAGUAUUCACCAAAGCAAUGAGAACUUUGGCAGAAGGAUGGACAUGUCACUGAUUGGUAGAUCAAAUGGAGGUUCGUCGGCACUCUUACAGCAUGCUGAGAAUGAAAAGUUAACCCCUGACUCAAGGACAAGGUCAAAUGAAGACUACCUCUUGGAGCCAACAAAGCAACAAGUUGGUUUUAGUCCGCAGGGCUACGACUCCCUAGAUGAUCUAAUGAGUGCAAUGAAACGGGAUCAAGAUGGAGGCAUGUUAGAGGAAGAACAAUAUGGAUUUGAAAAUUAUCCUUUCGGAUCAUGACUAUAUGAAGGUUUUGUAGCAGUCAGUUUCAGCAAGAAGAAGAUCUAGGUUGCAGCAAUAUUAAUUUGAUCUUUCAGGAGUUGUGUCAAUAUGUAGUAUCCCCCCGCGUAGUCGCGCCUUCUUCUUUCGUUAUUCUAUUUCCAGCUUCCUGGAAAAAUGAUGUUAUUGACAGUACCAUUUCUAAUGCAAGUUGCUUGCUGCUUCUUAGCUCAUUUCCUUUC